Molecule: messenger RNA, 2729 nt
Organism: Vitis vinifera (wine grape)
Lineage: Eukaryota; Viridiplantae; Streptophyta; Magnoliopsida; Vitales; Vitaceae
Product: protein CASP
Exons: 5
Coding region: 370-1605 (411 amino acids)
Biological process (GO): asymmetric cell division
Source: RefSeq, a predicted model, not a curated record
UAUUUUCUUUCCAAUUUUGAGUGACAGAAUUAGGUUAAGUUUUGAAUGUUCAUUUAAAGGCUUUGGAAUGGCAGGAUAUAAUUACUUUAAAAAGAACAUAUUACUUGCAAUAAUAAUUUAAUUUAAUUUGUCCUAAAAUUUGUUAUGAUUUAUUUCUUCCCAUAAAAACCAACCAUAUUAGUGAGUAAAGCUGGCACUAGACUACUAGAGACGAAGGCGGAGGCAAAAAAGUUAAAAGUUGAAUGCAAAAGAUAGAAAGCGGGAAACACGUGAGAUCAAACCACUCGCCCCACCAACCCAAAUUCAAAGCCAUAGCUGAGUCGUUGGGCUGCCUCACUCACUACUCUGCGUUCUCAAAAAUUCACAAAAAUGUGGCAAGUUCUCUUGGCAGCUGCAGUCGCAGGAUCAGGGAUCUUUGCUAAAAACCUCUUUUCCAACAACAAUGCCGAUCCCACCGUUUCACCACCACCGCCUCAGGCGGAACUUCAAACACAUGACAAAUGUGAUCAGAACCACCAGCAACGAUCUUCUUCUCGUUCAGCCUCAAAGGAGGUUAGUCAAUCGAAUCAGAGUGGAGUUGUUGGAGAAGCUGAGGAGAUCUUUAGGUUUUCCAGUUCCGGUGUUUCGAAAAAACCGAGGACCAGACCUCGUGGAUUCAAGAAGAAGGUUGAAGUCGAGGGAAUCUCUCUUUCCUUCAAGAAGAGGAGGACCGGCAAGGCUGCUUCUGUAAAGUCAUCUACAGAUGGCUCAAGUUUUGUUUGGGGACUUGGCGUUGGAAUGAUGUACAUGAUGUCAGCUGGGAAAGCCGAAAUCAGUAAGCUGAACACAAGCAUGGAUGAGACUGCAAAAGUAGUUCAGGAAUUAAAGACUGAACUUUACAAAAGAAAAUCAUCACGUAAUUUGCAAGUUUCAAGUUUUUCAAGUGAAGCAGACACUAGUCCAAAGAAAAUUAGAGGCAAGCAUACUGCACAAGUGCUUGCUAAGUCAAGUACUGGAAACCAAGAUCCUAAUGAGAUCAAUAUUUCUUCUUUUCCUGUAAUUGAUGAUGGUGAAUAUGCAAGUAGUGUUCUUACUGAAGAGCCACGGCCAGAGGUGCUUGAAAUGGAUCAACUGGAAGCAGAGCUUGAGUCUGAACUGCAAAAACUUCCUUCUUGUGCCACAGAUGCUCCUGACUGUGAAGAAAUAAGACCAGAUUUGGGUGACACUCGAGAAGUUUCAGCCAAAGGGUUUCAUGAACUGGAAGGUCAGAAUUCCAAUUCUUAUCAGUUCCAUGGUGUGUUGCCAGCUGAACUGGAUCAGAAACUGUGCCAUGUGCUCAUCGAACAGCAGGAAAAUCAAAUUGUGGAUCUGGAGUCUGAACUGCACUUGGCCCAGUCCAAACUACAUGAAAAGGAAGCAGAACUCCAAGCACUGAAAGACUGCGUUAAACGCCUAACUGAAUUCUCUCUGUCAACUGUCUCAGAUGAUGAAGCUGAAUCACAAGUGGAACAAAAGAGGCUCAUCGAUGGGAAUUCCAAUAACGACACUGGAAAUGGCUCAAAACGAUCAGCCGUUGGGAUGAAAAGGGCCCUUGAUUCUGAAGCAUCCGGUUACUAUGUAAAAUGACACUUAUCUGCAGUGAUUCCUGAUUGACUUUAGCGGGCCUUCCUGCAUCUGCCUCGAUGGUCAAGCUCAUUUUCGAGUGCCAGAAAGGGGCCUGAAACCUUGGUUGACUUUUUGUUUCCCUGUGGGUUGAGAAUAUGGCUCACAUGCCCAUUCAACAGGAAAUUACUAGUCGCAUUGAGCGAUCCAGAGGUAGGUUUGAGUUCAGUAGGGAUAGUUUCGGAAAUUAGUAAAAACUACAAAACUGAAAAAAGAAUGAUAACUGUAUGACAUGGUGGCUGUUGCUUGUACAGAAAGAUGUGUAAAAAGAUAGGUGGAGCCAUGAUGGGGCUGUUGUGGGACUGCCCCUUUUUUCCCUCCUGUGAAAAUUCAGAUGACCCCAUUUGAUGUUUGCCACUUCAGAAAAAAAAAAAUAAAAUAAGGAAAGAAAUAAUAUAGUUAGUAGUCUUGCUUUAGCAUUUUUUGGUUGUAGGGGCAUUUCUUUAGUGUCAUAUCCACAGCAACAACCACAGAGCCUUGUAGCCUAGUGGUGCCUACCUGCCUCCUCGUAGGCACUGGGUACUUUUCUAGAGCAUAAAUCCUCUUGUGGGGGUGGAUGGAGCCAAGGAUUGAAAUAACCAACUUAUGGACUAAGGGUUGUGGUUCGUGACAUUAAAAGACGUGACAACACGAAGCAGGUAAAAAUUGGUAAUAUUGAUGAUCUGACCAUACUUAGAAGGUGGCCCAGCCAUCAAAGGAGUACUUGGAGCAAAGACUAGAAGAUGUAAGCAUAAGUUAUUGAUUCAUAUACCACCAUUAAAAAAAAGAAGUCUGAUAAUUGAAAAACCAUGUUCCGAAAACCAGGGAUCUGAGAACGAGUGUGACCACUCCCUGUUAUAGCAAUGAAUGCCAGUUGUGGCUUUCAACGCCUGUGAUUAAGACUGGCAGGGGUGAUAAUAUUAUUUUAAAAGAAAAAUUAGGUCUAGAAAAUCAUGUAAUGAAGUCUUUAAGAACAAGCAGGUUGCUUCUGAACCAAUUGAUGUGGAAAAAUUGGAAGCUCCAAAUCAAUCAAAGCGUUGGUGGUAAUGCCUCAUUUUAAAGAGAUAAAUCCAUGACCAUCCAAUCAUGGAUGGUUGAGUGAGUGAGUG